Messenger RNA from Ostreococcus tauri, 2517 nucleotides. RefSeq names its product unnamed product. Lineage: Eukaryota; Viridiplantae; Chlorophyta; Mamiellophyceae; Mamiellales; Bathycoccaceae. The transcript is spliced from 2 exons. The record is from RefSeq and is a predicted model, not a curated record. Bases 1 to 2517 code for a protein of 838 amino acids.
AUGGAUGCGCGCGAUGGGGGGGUGCGCGCGCGCGCGGCGGCGGCGCAGGCGUUGGCGAGCGCGCGCGCGACGCGGACGUUGGCGUACGUCGAGUCGUUGCGUUGGGAGGCGAACGGGUGGGGGGUAGGGGGGGUGGCGGCGGACGCGCGGGCGAGCGAUUCGAACGCGCGGACGAGCGAUUCGGAGGACGACGACGAGGACGACGACGACGACGAGGACGGUGAAGAAAGAAUGACGGGUGGUGUGUCGCGGUGUGUAGCCUGUGUUGAUUCCACCGUGAUCGCCGCGCGCGAUGGGGCGUCGGCGGACGGGGUGGAGCGACGUUUUACGAAACGCGCGGAACCGACGGCGCGAGAGGAGGCGCCUGCGGGCGUCGACGCGCUCUCGAUCAGCCACACGAUCUCGGCGUCCGUGAAGACGGGUGUGUUGUCGACGGUGUUAUCCGCGAAGUGGUUCACCGCGCUCGCGGUGGGCGCCACCGCGGUGGUGGCGCCGUACGUCAUGCGAACGUCGAGCGGGACGCCGUACGCGUCGCUCGCGCUCGGGUCCGGGCGGAACGGCGGCGUUCGGGCAAGAGAGCUCGCGCUCGAGAGCGACCGCGACAGAUACGGCGAAUACGGCGAGCGUUUGCGAGCGAUGGAGGCGACGGCUAAAGCCAACGUCGCGGUGAUGCGAGAUCGUCUCGGAGAACUCGAGGAGGAGCUUCGACGGGCGAAUGAAGAGCUCGAGCAAGCGCGCGCAGAGGCAAAAUCCUCAAAGAAGACGCGAAAGAGACUGAUGGAGGCGCAAGCCGAGGCGAGCGAGGCGAGCGCUCGAGAGGCGGCCACUAAGGCGGAUCGCGACGCGGUGUGGAAGGCUUUGCGAGGCCAGCUAGAGGAAGCGGCGAAGGCGCGCGCCGAGAUGGAGACAGAGGCCAUGGCGGUGACGGCAGAACUCGAGCAGGCCAAGGCGGCUCUCGAGCGAAUGACGACGUGCGGUGAUGGUAUCUUGAACAAAGACGCGAUGGAUGAAUUACGCGCCUCGCUCGCCGCCGCGGAAAACGUCAAGACUUCGCUCGAAGAGUCAGUCGAGCACCUGCGUCGACAGUUGAAUGAGACGUCGACGUCAAAAUCCAUCGCCGAGGAGCAGCGCGAGGCGCUUCGCGAGGAGGCGCAACGCAUCAAGAAUACCUUAUCGGCGAAAGAGUCGAGACUUACUGAGCUCGAAUCGCGCCUCCACGAGUCGGAGGAUAAAAUCACCUCGCUCUCAAAGGAGCUCGAUGCGAGCGACGAAAAACUUCGAGAGGCUUCGAAGCGCGCCAAGGACGUCGAGAGUAAGUUAUCCUACGAUGAAAACAAGUUUACUCGAGAGCUCACGAGGCUUCAAGAGGAAAUGGACGCGGCGAAGCGCCGCGCGAAUGUGGCGACGAGCGCCAUGGAAGAGGCAGAAAUAUCGCGAGAUGUCGCUCUGGAGGAGUUGCGCUUGGCGCAGGCGGACGCCGUCGCAAAAUCCGCCGAGCUCUCAAAAGUGCAAGACAUGAUUUCGCACGAAUCGAGCGCGGAGAAGCGUCGACUAGAGGAUGAGCACGCGAAACUUACGUUGCAACUCAAUCGUGCCGAGGCGGCGCUCUCUGAGUACAUCGUCGUGUCCGCGGCACAGCUCGAGUCGGUGGUCAGCGAGCAGCGCGUCGCUUUCGACCUGGAAGCGAAGUCUCUGCGCUAUAAGCUCGAUACGGCGCUUCAAGAGAUGGAAUUCGCAAAGAACGAGCUCGAAACGUUGGAAGUAGACUCGGCUGAAGUGCAGGGCUCGUGCAUGUCAGAUCUCACUCGCGUCUCGAACGAGCUUUCGUCCAGAAACGCGGCACUCGCGGAGGCGCAAGUGGCGUUGGCGGCGCUGGAAAAGGAAAUGACCGAGUUCAAGAGUGCCCGACAGGCAGACGAAGAACGCCUCGCUGCCGAGGAAGCGGAGCGUCAGCGCAUCGCUGCUGAAGAAGCAGAGCGUCAGAGGAUUGCCGCCAAGGAAGUAGAGCGUCAGCGCGUCGCCGCCGAAGAGGUAGAGCGUCAGAGGAUUGCCGCCGAAGAGGUAGAGCGUCAGAGGAUCGCUGCUGAGGAGGCUGAACGUCAGCGUCUUGAAGUCGAAGAAGCAGAGCGUCAGCGCGUUGCUGCUGAAGAAGCUAAAGCCGAACGUCAGCGCGCUCUAGCGGCUGCAGAGGCUGAACGCAAGCGAUUGGUAGCUGAAGAAGAGACGCGGCGAAAAGAAGCCGAGAUCGACGCGGUCAAGGCGAAACAGGCGCAAGCUGAGAAACGAGCGCAGAAGCUCUUGAAAGCGGCGAAGAAAGCCUACAGGCUCGCAGAAGACGCAAACACUCGAGCGAAAUCUCUUCAGGACUUGGCGUCCAGCGCCACGGGUCCGGAACGGGAAGAACUCAUCGCGCGAGCGAACGCGGCGGUGAACGCGGCCAACGAGGCUCAAGUUACGUGGGACAACGCCUACGCGCUUGCGAAGGACGCGAUGAAAGCGCUCGAGGACGUGAAAUAA